Exaiptasia diaphana is the source of this 2568-nucleotide messenger RNA. RefSeq names its product putative N-acetylated-alpha-linked acidic dipeptidase. Lineage: Eukaryota; Metazoa; Cnidaria; Anthozoa; Actiniaria; Aiptasiidae. The record is from RefSeq and is a predicted model, not a curated record. Bases 256 to 2511 code for a protein of 751 amino acids. Gene Ontology annotation, molecular function: carboxypeptidase activity. The transcript is spliced from 6 exons.
AAACUGGCAUCGUUGUAAGUUUUAUGAGUGCUCUCACAAUACAGUGUUUACUACAUGGUUUAGAAAAUGUGUUCAGUUCACGUCGUCAACGCCCGUGAAAAACAGAGAGCUUAUAAUAAUUGAAACAGAAGGACGUGUGGUUGUUACCAAAGAAAUAAGCGCCCCACAGGAAGCGUUUGUGCAAAAUACCUAAGUCGUCUUGAUAAACUGAUAUUAACAGAUACUGACUAAUCGGCAUUGAUACUUGGGAGAAAAAUGUCAGCGUUAGAGUAUAACCUCGAUCAGGAUCUAGAUGUUACGAUUCGUCGACGGGGUAAUACAAGGCUUUUGAUUAUUUUAGGCGUUCUAUUGAUCGUUACGUUGACUACUGGAGCUUAUUUUAUUGGGUUUUAUGUUCGAUCUAAUGACAACGGUGAGUCAAAUAGCUCAACUCAAGAUGUGCAGCACAAUUUCCAAAAGAAUAUCCUCAAGAACGAAAUCGAGAAAAACUUGCGAUUCUUUUCACGUCGCCCACAUGCUGCAGGCUCUGCAAGGCAGUUAGAACUUGCCGAGUACAUUGCAAACCUUUGGAAAAGCUAUGGAUUCGACGAUGUCGAGUUACCGGGGUAUAAAGUCAUGCUAUCGAAACCACAAGAAGAUAAACCAAACAUAGUGGAGCUGAUUGAAAACGGAAAAGUUKUACAUGAAAUAAUUGGCAAACUCAACGUAACCGCUGGUCCAGGAGAAUCGGAGACAUUUCAGUUCAUUCCAUACGUGGCGUACUCUUCGAAUGGUACUGUAGAAGGUCAACUAGUCUAUGUCAAUGAAGGCACAAAAAAGGAUUUUAAGACCCUGAAAGCUUAUAACAUCUCCGUUGAAGGGAAGAUUGUUAUUUGUCGAAGGAUAUCUGGAAACGUUUUGGAAGCAGCCAAACAUGGAGCUAUCGGCGCACUCUUUUAUCCAGACCCUUCCACCUACAGCCAAGCUGGUCAAUCAGAUGAAGAURUGUAUCCMAACACAGUAUGGAGCUCAAGUGACUCCAUCUACGAGAAACCAGUAAGAUCAAUGUUUGGUGAUCCCUUGACGCCAGGUCUCCCGGCUCUGCCUGGCAUGUACAGACGACCUUUAAAUGAGACAAGCCUUCCCACAAUUCCAUCACAACCGAUAUCGUUUGAGGAUGCGCAGAAACUGUUGAGCAGAAUGAAUGGAAGCGAAGUACCAGAAAUUUGGCGAGGAGCCCUUAAUUUGACUUACAGGUUUGGUCCAGGAUUCACKACAUCCAACACGACAGUUCGCAUCAAAGUCCACAACAUAAUGAAAGAGAYGAAAAUUUAUAACGUCAUUGGAACUAUUCGGGGGAGGGAGGAGCCAGAUAGGAUUGUCCUCAUUGGUAACCAUAGAGACGCCUGGUUGUUUGGUGCUGUUGACCCCUCUAGUGGUACUGCAACACUCAUUGAGAUGUCACGYGUUAUUGGGAACUUACUGAAAACAGGUUGGAGGCCAAGAAGGACCAUUAUGUUUUGUAGUUGGGGAGCAGAAGAGUUUGGCCUGGUAGGUUCGGUGGAAUGGGUGGAGCAGCACUCCAAGCUGCUUAACGACCGUGCUAUUGCAUAUCUCAACACCGAUGUUGCUGUUGGCGGGAAUUUUGUCCUUGUUGUUCAGAGCUGCCCACUAUUAGUAGAUUUUAUCUUCUCUUGGGCUAAGAAAGUGCGAGAUCCUAAUGCGCAUGGCARCAAGACUUCUUUGUAUGACAUAAUGACCGAAAGGAUGCCACUAUCAAAAACAAGAAAAGGUGAACCAACUGUGCUUUCAUUCCGAUACAUGAGUGAUUACUACCCGUUCUAUAUGAAUGUAGGGGUUCCAUCGGCUGACUUUAGUUACUUUUUUGGAUACAAAAACCAAUGGCAGCUUUACCCAGUCUACCACACGCAGCAUGACACGUUCUACUGGGUGAAAAAGUUUAUCGAUCCGGAGUUUAAAUUCCACGAAGCUAUGGCUAAGUUUCAAGGGGGAAUGCUUCUUGACCUGGCAGACCUUCCACUWCUACCAUAUGGUAUACAGCGGCUGUCCGACUCGCUGAAGGAUGCRGUAAAAUCACCGGGAUUUUUAGAGUUCAAAAAACUAAACCUUCACACUGAUCAUGUCAUURAAGCUGUGAACAAAUUUGGAAAUGCAUCGAAGGAGUUCUUGGAGGCGAAGAAUAAAUUGACAGGAAAGGAAAGCGAUUUAGUGAGAAGAAUUUUCAACGAUCAGAUGGUCCAAGUAGAGAAGGCACUCCURCGURCGGACUUGUAUUCUAGGGAUCCUAUAAAUAGGCACGUCAUAAUUGGAAACAUUUUCUUAGGUGUACAUAGUGCUAAGGUAGAUGGCAAUUUGAAAGAAGCCAACAGACAGUUAUCCGCUGUUGCAGAAGCUUUUUCUUCGGCUGCAGAUGUUCUAAAACCUCUGAAGAGUUUGGGAUUCAAUAUGGCACCCUCUGUGUUUAUCCAAAUUUGGGCAGCAUUUGCUAGUCUGUUAAUUUGUUUAUUAUAGUUUAUUUUUUUACAAGCUUUUACGUUAUGUUUAUGUAAUUAUAUAGGCUGAAAUUGA